Messenger RNA from Hirundo rustica (Barn swallow), 1999 nucleotides. RefSeq names its product coiled-coil domain containing 125 (gene CCDC125). The coding region runs from base 206 to 1672 and encodes 488 amino acids. Gene Ontology annotation, biological process: negative regulation of cell motility; negative regulation of Rho protein signal transduction. The record is from RefSeq and is a predicted model, not a curated record. Gene Ontology annotation, cellular component: cytoplasm. NCBI's taxonomy places the organism in Eukaryota, Metazoa, Chordata, Aves, Passeriformes, Hirundinidae. The transcript has 12 exons.
GGUCCCGGAGCCGCUCCGUCCCUCCCGCCCCGGGGCGGGACCGGCACUCCCGGGUGCGGGCGCGCAGAUAAAAUCUGGCCUUGCGGGAGGCGCUGUUCACCGGUAGGUGAGGGGCCCUCCGUCAGGAAAAAAAAAAAAAACAAAACACAAAACCAACAAAAACCAAACCAACAGAAAACCCGAAAAAAAAACCCAGGAGGAGAAGAUGGAGGAAGCAGAAGAGGAUGACAUGACAUGUGGAGACUUGGGAAACGGACUUGGGAGAAGACCGGGAGGUGUUUAUGAAGGGGAAAACUUACAAAAUUCCUAUUCAAUUAGAUCUAGGAAGGGAUCUGGGAAGACUUGUAAUUCCCCUUUGUCGGCAAAAUUAGCAGAAGAAAGUGAUGCUGCAGCUCCUGGUCCCAAACGAAACAGCUUUUACGAUGGAUCACUCAAAAAACCUGCCUCUAGUUCCACGCGACAGAAUAGCUGUGAAUGUAAUACUGAAGUGUCAAAUGAAGAAAUAAAGCAACAACUUCGGGAAGCUCUGGAGGAACUUGAAAAUUUGAAAGUUGAGUUUGAAGCGUCUCAAAGACAGCUUGAGGGAAAAGAUGAAGCCCUAAGAAUCCUGCAGAGCGUGGCAAUAUUUGAUAAAGCCACAAGCCAUACAAAAGCAAUGCUUCAGAAAACUGAGGAAGAAAAGAGGACUCUAGAGAAGGAAAUAAAUAUUUUGCAAUGGGAAAUUGAAUUUGAUCAGGACAGAUUUAAAAACAUAGAAGACACCUGGACAGAAAAAUAUGAUAGGAUAUACUGUGAAAAUGCAGCUCUUAAGGAAGCAUUGCAACUGAGGACAGAAGAAGUUAAAACAUUUAAAGCUGAAAAUGCAAUCCUUAACCAGCAGUGCUCGGAAUUCCUUGCAAUGUUAGAUGUGAAACAACAGAAAUUUUUUCAGGAGAACAUGUCAUUGAACAAAAGUGUCAUUACAGAUUUUACAGGUCUUGAACUGGCAGUGCUUGGAGCCUGCACCUGCAGUCCUGCUGAAGGGCAGCCUUGUCCCUGUGCCAAAGCGGCAGCUCUCACUCGGAAGCAAGUCCUUCAUCUCAAGCAAGAGAUUGAAAAUCUGAAGAAGAGUAAGGAUGAAGCGUAUAUCAUGGCAGAUGCCUUCAGAAUUGCUUUUGAGCAGCAACUGAUGCGGAAAAAAGACCAGGCCCUGAGGCUGGCCGAAGUGAUAAACAUGAAGAAGGAAACCAAAUUUGCAAACUGGAGAUGUCUGCGAGGCACUGAGCGUGUCAAGUUACAGGGGAACAAGAACAACCUGGGGUGGAAGCUGUCCAGCCUGCUCUCAUCAGAUGGAGACUGCAGGAAGGUCGAGGAGCUGGGCAAUGCCCAUGAAAUCCUGAGGAUGUUGAUAGAUCUGGUGAACGACAAGGAGGAGGCCCUGGCACACCAGCGCAAGGUCAGCUACAUGCUGGCACGGGCAGCUGAGGCCAGGGAGGCCGGACCGGGGCAGGACAAGGGGAACACGGCAGGAAGGUGUUCACUUGGACCGCAGAGCUUCCCGGACACCCCUUACACCGACAGCCAUCAUCUCCCCGUCCCAAGCUGUGCUUCUGCCCUGCCCCUCACAGGAGCAGCCCUGGCUGCAGGGCUCCGAAGGUCGCGCUCCUGGCCCUCAGCGCUGGGGGAAGGCUGAGGGUCUGCUCUAGUUGUCACUGUAGCUGUGCAUGGGUGCAGCGUGCUUUAUAAAAGAGAAACACCAGAAACUGUGCUGUGGUGAUGUCACAGCGCAGGCGCAGUGGCGGUCCUUGGGGCGAGAGGGGCAGUGUUCGUCAGUUCCACCGGAGAAGGGUGUGUUGGCAGCCCAGGCCCUUCCCUGAGCCCACGGCAUCCAGUGACAGAGUAAGAGUGACAUCACUGUGUGUGGAUGUGACGUCAUGAGAACAGGCUCAGACAAACAUCUGCCCUGGCAGGGCUGAGGGCGCGCAGUGACGUCACCGCGGGGGUCUGAGGGUGUGCCACU